AUGGGUGCCCAAUAUUCCUCAUUAAAUAAUUUAAAAUCGAACGAGUAUCUAUCACGUUUUGUUAGUGAAGAAUCAAUAUCCGUCAAUGAUCCAUUUUGGAAUCAAUUUCUAUCAUUUCGUUUACAAUCUCCAUUUACUACUGCUCAUUCAAAAUUAAUUGAUGAAACAUGUUCAAUCUAUUUACAACAAUUUGAAGCAAAUAAUCCGAAAACAAAUAAUUAUGGAACACUUAUUGAAGUUUUUAUUCGUUUAGCUUCAGCUAUUCGUGAUGAUUGUGAUGAUAAUAUUGUUAUAUGGCAAACUUACAGUGCUUUAUUUAUCCUUCGUUGUGUAACAAAAUAUUUUAUUGAAAUUGAUUCCGAACAAAAUCUUCAUCCAUAUUUUUUACCACAAGAGAAUUCAGAUCGUCUAUCAUUAAUGAGUUUAUUUGUUGAUACUUUAUUUCGAACGACAAUUGCUAUACCGGUUGAAACAUAUACAUAUGCAUUACAUUUAGAAGUAUUAAAUACAUUACUUUCACUUUUAUCAAUUCAAAUGUGUGCUAAAGAAGCAGCAUUGAUCAGUUCGAUUUAUAGUAUUUUCAUGCAUAGACUUGAUCCAUUAUUAAUUUCGGAAUUUACACGAACUUUAUUAGAACAUUUUAUUAAACAAACUGAUUGUCCAUCAGCAUUAGCUGUUGUUCCAUUGAAUGAUGUUAAUGGUGAUAGUGGAACUUUAUAUAAAAUUGGACAAAGUGUUGCAUCUGGUCUUUGGUCAGUGGUUACACUCGGUAUGGGUUCAUCAACAACAACACCAACAACUACUACUGCUUCUGAAGGAACAGUAUCUCCUACUGAUCCAGCAUAUGAUCUUCGUAAUCAUCAUUUAGCUAAUCAAAGUAUACAUUUAAUUUUAAUUCUAAGUAAUCAUUUUACAAAUGAUGCUCAUCGUAAUCCUUAUCGAUUGGCUUUAUUACAUUUUACUGAUACACAAGAUAGUCCAACAAAUUUACCUGAUUCUGAACCAUUACCAUGGUUUUCUGUUGAUUAUCGUCGUUUAUAUGAUGUACUUUGUCAAACAGUACAUACUGAUCAAAGUACAUUAUUACUUUAUAUGUUAUUACAUCGAAAUCAACAUUUUAAAGCUUAUGUUAUUUCACGAACAAAUAUUGAUCAAAUUGUAUUACCUGUACUUCGAGUAAUCUAUGCGGCUACUGAGAGAAAUUCACAUCAUAUUUAUAUGUCAUUGAUUAUUUUAUUGAUUUUAUCUGAAGAUGAUUAUUUUAAUAAAACAAUUCAUGAUAUUAAACUGAAGAAAUUAACAUGGUAUACUGAACGGUCAUUAAAUGAAAUAAGUUUGGGAGGUUUACUUGUUGCUGUUGUUCUUCGUACAAUACAAUUUAACAUGACACGUAUGCGUGAUAAAUAUUUACAUACAAAUUGUCUUGCUGCAUUAGCAAAUAUGUCAUCACAAUUUCAAAAUUUACAUACUUAUGUAUCACAAAGAAUUGUUUCAUUAUUUAAUUUACUUGCACGUAAACAUUCAAAAACAUUAGAUCAUAUACAACAACAAUCAUCACAACAACAAACAUCAAAUGAUGAUGUACUUAAUGAAUAUGUACAAGAUUUGACCAUUAUUGAAGAUGUUAUGAGAAUGGUCUUAGAAAUAAUUAAUUCAUGUUUAACACAUACACUUAGACAUAAUAUUAAUUUAAUUUAUACAUUACUUUAUAAUAGAAAUAUAUUUGAGAAUUAUAGAACACAUCCGAGUUUUCAAGAUGUUUUACAAAAUAUUGAUACAAUAAUUGUUUAUUUUGCUGAUAAAGUCGAUAAACUUGAACAACGUUCAACAGAAUAUGUUAAAGAAGCUUUAGAAAUGGGUGCUAAACAAUUUCCAAUGGAUCGUUUGAAAAAAUUUCCGGAAUUAAAAUUUAAAUAUGUUGAAGAAGAACAACCAGAAGAUUUUUUUGUACCUUAUGUAUGGACUUUAGUUUAUAAGUCAUGCAAUCUUUAUUGGUCAUCGGAAUCAAUUCUUAUAUUUAAACAACAACAAUCAUUAAUGUCACAAUGA
Messenger RNA from Adineta steineri, 2049 nucleotides. Lineage: Eukaryota; Metazoa; Rotifera; Eurotatoria; Adinetida; Adinetidae. The record is from the annotation of a GenBank genome assembly.